Macrosiphum euphorbiae (potato aphid) is the source of this 300-nucleotide messenger RNA. The record is from the annotation of a GenBank genome assembly. NCBI's taxonomy places the organism in Eukaryota, Metazoa, Arthropoda, Insecta, Hemiptera, Aphididae.
AUGACCAGUCUGAGGCGAAGAUAUUGGAUAGUUGGACUAAUCGGUAUUUGUUCGUCACCGGUACGGAUGGUCCAAUUCGGUCUACAAAAUACGUUGUUUUUGGGACAAAUAUUUUUACUUUCCGAAGAUGUACUCUAUUAUAUAGAGCCCCACUAUAUAUUGGCGUCGAGAUCAACAAACAUAUUAUGGACUAUGGAAUCAUUGGUUUUGCAGGCUUGGGAAGGUGGCGUCAUCGCUGCGUUUAUUGCUUGGGGUAUACAGACAGGACAGCAACAGAUGUUUUACGCGGUAACUAUUUGA